Spirodela intermedia is the source of this 2430-nucleotide messenger RNA. The record is from the annotation of a GenBank genome assembly. Lineage: Eukaryota; Viridiplantae; Streptophyta; Magnoliopsida; Alismatales; Araceae.
AUGGCCGCUUCGAUCUUCCUCUUUCCGUCGUGGUCUCCCAGCAGAACCACAGCUUCCUUCGUCUUCCCCAGCAGGCUCUCCCAUGGCUUCCCAGCCCCCCACCUCUCCGUCUCCCGCCCCUCGAGGUCCUUCUCGGCGAGCCCACUCAGAUUCUCCAUCAAGGAACGCGAAGAGGAAGCCCAGUCGCCUCCCGCAUCUCCUCCUUCGCCCUCCCCUACUGGUUUUGUCGCCGAGCAGGAGGGCACCGGAGAGGGCAGCGCGGAGGUUGACGUCGCCCAAAGGGGAGAAGACUCGAAGGAGCCGGCAGGGACUCCGCAGGAGGUGGACUGGAAGGCGGACGAUGAGUUCAGGAAGUUCAUGAGCAACCCCUCUAUUGAAGCCGCCGUCAAGCUCGAGAAGAAGAGGACCGAUCGGAAGCUCAAGGAGCUAGACCGGCAACCCGAGGGAAACCCCAUCUCUAGGCUUUUCAGGAACGCCGUACGGGGCCGCCUGGCGAUGGAGAAGGAGAGGCUGGAGAAGGCGGAGGAGGCUUUCAAGGCAUUGGAUCUCAACAAGGUCUCCGGAUUGGGGUCUCCCCCCCCUCCCCCUUUCUUUGUUGCGGGCUUCCUCCUGUGACGCAGAAACUGAGACAAAAUUGGGGUUUUUUUUGCUCUGGUUAUAGUUGAAAAGCUGCUUCGGAUAUGACACCUUCUUCGCUGUGGACGCCCGGAGAUUUGGCGACGGGGGUAUCUUCAUUGGGAACCUGAGAAAAUCCGUCGAAGAAGUCAUGCCCAAGUUGGAGAAGAAGCUCUCAGAGGCGGCUGGCAGGGAAGUGGUCGUCUGGUUCGUGGAGGAGAAGGAUGACGAUACAACCAAGCAGGUAUGCCACAGAGAAGGACAUGAUAGACUUAAUUCUGCAGAUUCAGUACUUCGACCCGUGUUCUGCGAUCAUCAGCUUGAAAUUUCUGACUAACUGGCGAAAAAACCUUCGAUUAAGGUCUGCGUGGUACAACCCAAAUCCGAGAUUGAUCUUCAGUUCGAGUCCACAAAUCUGAGUACCUUCUGGGGGUACCUUGGCGCUGUGCUGCUAUCUGUCACGACCUUCGGGACGAUCGCUUUGACGAGCGGCUUCUUCGUGAAGCCGGAUGCGUCGUUCGACGAUUACAUAGCCGAUGUCCUCCCGCUCUUCGGCGGUUUCUUGUCCAUAUUGGGCGUCUCCGAGGUAUGCAAGCUCUAAUUUACAUAAGAUUCCGGACGAUUUUAUCAUCGCAGUUCUUGAUGGGAAAUAUCGAUCAUCACACGACCAUCCGGUAAAGAAAGGUUUUUUUUUUUAAAGAAAAAAACCUUCUUUUUUGUGUGGAAAAAACUUGGUUCACGGAUAAUGGAUGAGGAACCAUUUGAUUUAUUACCAUCAGGUUUAUUUCAAUACCAGUAAAACAGUAAGGGAUUAUUAUUUAAACAGCCAGAUCUCCCUGUAGGUUGCAACGAGGAUCACAGCGGCCCGCCAUGGCGUCAAGCUCAGCCCUUCGUUCCUCGUCCCUUCCAAUUGGACGGGAUGCCUGGGGGUGAUGAACAACUACGAGUCUCUGCUUCCGACGAAGAAAGCCCUCUUUGAUAUCCCGGCCGCACGCGUCGCCAGUGCCUAUCUCACGUCGCUGGUGCUCGCUCUCGCGGCUUUCAUCUCCGACGGGAGCUUCAAUGGCGGAGACAACGCUCUGUGAGUGCUUCUUCCUCCCCCCGAACAAGAAGAGUAAGCAGGCAGGAGAAUCGAUGGCCGCGCUGCUCACUCUCUCGUUGAUCCGUCCCCCGCAGGUUCAUAAGGCCCCAGUUCUUCUUCAACAACCCUCUGUUCUCCUUCAUUCAGUUCGUGGUCGGGGCCUACGCCGACGACCUGGGGAACGUGCUGCCCAACGCCGUCGAGGGCGUCGGCGUGCCCGUCGAUCCCCUCGCCUUCGCCGGGCUUCUAGGUGAAACCCUGAUCGAUAUAUCCUCCUCUCACGGUCUUUACUUCUCGCUGAAUUCUCAGUGUACUCAAACAUCAGAUGGGGUUCUAGCAAUGGCUUUCUGAACACAUCAGAGGGUUGGGACUGCGCAGGGAUGGUGGUGACCUCGCUGAACUUGCUACCGUGCGGCCGGCUGGAGGGAGGUCGGAUAGCGCAGGCGCUCUUCGGGAGGAGCGUGGCGGGCGUGCUUUCCUUCGGGACGUCUCUCCUGCUCGGAGCCGGUGGGCUCAGCGGGAGCGUUCUCUGCCUGGCCUGGGGCCUGUUCGCCACAUUCUUCCGGGGAGGGGAGGAACUGCCGGCGAAGGACGAGAUCACCCCACUGGGAGACGAGCGCUACGCGUGGGGCUUCGUAUUGGCUCUCCUCUGCUUGCUCACCCUCUUCCCCAACGGCGGCGGCACCUUCUCCAGCCCCUUCCUCGACCAGCCCUUUUUCCGGGGAGGUGUUUGA